Messenger RNA from Cornus florida, 1603 nucleotides. Its product is annotated as U-box domain-containing protein 21-like. The record is from RefSeq and is a predicted model, not a curated record. Gene Ontology annotation, molecular function: ubiquitin protein ligase activity. Lineage: Eukaryota; Viridiplantae; Streptophyta; Magnoliopsida; Cornales; Cornaceae. Gene Ontology annotation, biological process: protein ubiquitination. Bases 410 to 1528 code for a protein of 372 amino acids. The transcript has a single exon.
UAUUCAAUGCAAUAACAAUGGUAACAAGGCAGUCUUUUAAAAUAUCACAACAGUAGUUCAAGUUGUUCGUAAAAAUAAAAUCUCUCUAAAUUUUUUUGUAAGAUAAAAAAUUAUAAAAAACAAUAAAUAAAUAACGGUUUUCUUUCUUCCUUCACUGGACCACCAUAUACAUGUACCAUUUACGUAUUCAGUUAUUUACUUUCUCAUUACGUCGUUUUCUUAACAUUUACUCUUUCUUCAUUUAUGCAAUGACACAUUUAAUGCAGAUUCAACUUUUGACUAAACCUAACAUACAAAAAAAAAAAACAAAAUAAAAUUGACUAAACCACACCCGAUACACUAAAUUUGAGCCACUUCAACAAUAUUUUGUUAGAGAAUACCAGAAAAGCUCUCCCCUAGCAAUUCCUAUAUGGAGAUCCCAAUUCCUCCCAAUUUUCAGUGCCCAAUCUCUCUUGAAUUGAUGAAAGAUCCUGUCACCUUAUCCACCGGAAUCACAUAUGAUCGAGAAAGCAUCGAAAAAUGGAUCGGAACCGGUCACACAACAUGUCCGGUCACCAAAAAAGUGUUGAAGACUCCUGAUCUAAUACCAAACCAUGCAGUACGUAAGAUAAUUCAAGAUUGGUGCGUCCAGAACCGGCCAUACGACAUCGAACCGGUCCCAACGCUUCAAAUUCCGAUAACGCAGUACGAGGUCUCGGAGGAGUAUGUAUUAUCAUCCUCUUUUGAAUCAUAUGCUAGUGUUUCAGUAGAGAAACAUGCUUGUUUGUUAAUUGAGAUCUUGUCAAGAUUGACAUGGAUGUUCCCGCUUGGUGUAGAAGCCCAAUCUAAGCUAGCUUCGUCCACUUCUUUACGUUGCAUGGCAUGGUUUUUGAGAGGGGAAGAUGUUUCCGGUAGGCGAGUCACGGUUUUAGCCCUAGCAGAGCUACUUGCAUUGGAUCAGGGAUAUGUUAACGCGUUCGCGGAGAUGGAAUGUGUUGCAGAAGCAUUAGUGAAGAUAAUUAGGGUACCCAUUUGCCCUAGAGCUACCAAAGCUUCUCUAAUGGCUAUUUACCACAUGAUUUCACCGUCGGCGAUGAGUGAAGAGAUGACAAGAAGGUUUAUGGAGAUGGGUUUGGUUUCAUUGAUAUUAGAAAUUGUUCUAAAUUACGAGAAAGGCAUAUGUGAGAAAGCUCUUGGUGUUUUAGACCGUAUGUGUGAUUGUGGUGAAGGGAGAGAAUAUUUGGCUCGAAACCAUGAAUCAACUAUGCCAGCGUUAGUGGAGAAGAUUUUAGGAGUAUCGAUGACAGCGACGGAGUUUUCAGUUUCGGCUCUUUGGAAGCUUUGCAAGGAUGAAAAUGGAGGUGUUGUGGUUGAUGAGGCAGUUCAUGAAUUGGGUGUUUUUGAGAAGCUGUUGGUUGUUUUACAGGUGGGUUGUGACGAGAGAACAAAGGAAAGGGCUAAUGAGUUAUUGAAAUUCUUCACUCGCUACAAAGAAAGGUUGGACUUGGAUUCAUCAAUUUUAUUCAAGUAUCUCAAAAGGCCAUACUGAUUUUUUUAAAUAAUUUUUGGAUCUAGUUAUUUUCCAUAUGGAAUAUUGUGAAAAUAACCAUGUAAAUAUGUUAAA